UUCCUUUUGCAAACACAUUUUUUUGGGUGGAGGAACAACGCAAAGUCAUCAGGACAAAAUGUCAGAUCGGAAAACUUGGUUUUAAAAAGCAGGUUUUUGAUGCAUUCAGUCCUGCGAGAUGCAGCGCUCCAGCCACUUCUACAGAAGUCUUUGGGCUCUGUGAUGCUAGGUGUGCAACCCACUACGAACUAAGCCGAAAACAAGUACUGCAAGUACUGGUUAAUCACCAGAUCAAACAGCACCUUGCUCAAGAUGCUAUGAGGUUUCAGUCCUGUUUACCUCACAGCUGGGAAGCGUUCUAACAAAACUGUCUACCAAUGCGGCAACACCUUGCCCAUGACAAUUUCUGUUCUUAAGGAAUAGUGUGACAAUUCUGUUCUUGACGUUAAAUCAGUAACACACCCAGCUUACAGAAGAACUGGCUUCCAUCUGCUUGAACAGCCUGAAGCCACAUGCUCCAGGAAGUUAUUCUACGUCUUUCUGUUUCGCUUUCCUUUUCUGAUGAGCCAAGCCAGCAUUCGUUUCCCAUCAUGAAGCUUCUGAAUGUUGCUGGAUUCCUUACUCUCGUGCCCACUUUGAUCCUAGCUCUAGACCCCCUCAGCACCUCCAUCCUCAUGGGAGGGGCUGCUGUUGCUUGGCAGCUCCUCUCCCCUCACUCCUGGCUCAAGUGCAGUCUCCUGGAGUGCUGCAAUAUGAAGGACACACUAAACUUCUCAGUUCUGAGGAUGGAUUUGGAGCAAAAAGUCUUUGGCCAGCAUCUUGCUGUCCAAACAGUUCUGAGAGCUCUGGGAGCAAAUGUUUAUUCCAAACGGCCAAAGAAGCCUCUGGUGAUGUCCUUCCAUGGCUGGACAGGAACAGGCAAAUCAUUUGUCAGCAGAAUCAUCGCAGAGAACCUCUAUCAGCUUAACAUACCAAGAAGGAGGUUUGUGCACCACUUCAGCACAGUACUGCAUUUCCCACAUGCUUCACAUGUCCGUCUGUAUAAGGAGCAGCUGCAGAACUGGAUCCAGGGGAAUGUCAGUGCCUGUCCAAGGUCCCUUUUUAUCUUCUCUGAAAUGGAUCAGAUGCCACAUGGCCUGAUAGACUCUAUCCUGCCAUUCCUUGGCUACCAUGAAGAGAUUGAUGGUGUUUAUUACGGCAAGGCAAUCUUCCUCUUCCUGAACAAUGCCGGAGGAGAUAAAAUUACAGAGAUUGCUCUUGAUUACUGGAGAAGGCAGAAGAGAAGAGAAGACAUUCCUCUAAAAGAGCUGCAGUCUCUGAUGGCUGAGGAAAUUUUCAGCAAUACGAACAGUGGUUUUUUCCGCAGUCAACUGAUCCAGAAGAACCUGAUUGACUAUUUUAUCCCUUUCCUUCCUCUUGAAUACAAGCACGUGAGAGAGUGUGUCCGGGAGGAGCUGCGCUUGCAAGGCCACAUUGAGGACGAAGACCUCAUGACAGAGAUUGCCUUGGCAAUGACCGACUACCCCAGUGAAGAAAGACUCUACUCUAGCAAAGGCUGCAAGACUGUGGCCUCCAGAGUGACUCUGAGCAUCUAGAUGUUACAAAGCCAAACGCCCUGCGUUCUUGCUACAAGAAUACAGCAGAUGGAAGAAACAAUAACUCCCUUUCUCCUCCUUGCAGCCCAAUCUACACAUUCUUCCCUGAAGAUAUUUGGGCUUUUGCAUACCAGAAGUAGUCUUAUUCAAGAUCCCUUGAAUAAAUACAUAGGACAAAGCAACGAUCCUAGUAUAGAGUAAGCAGAAGAGGCACAUACAUGGGUGAUGAGGUUUGCUCUUCUUGCCCCAGAAACACUCACAAACAAAAGUAUUUCCAAGAGGACAACCUCCUAUUUCUGUUGCAAGACUGUUUGCACCUGAAGUCCUAGCA
Messenger RNA from Struthio camelus australis, 1866 nucleotides. Its product is annotated as torsin-1A. The record is from RefSeq and is a predicted model, not a curated record. Gene Ontology annotation, biological process: protein localization to nucleus; nuclear membrane organization. Gene Ontology annotation, cellular component: endoplasmic reticulum; endoplasmic reticulum lumen; nuclear envelope. Gene Ontology annotation, molecular function: ATP hydrolysis activity; ATP binding; kinesin binding. NCBI's taxonomy places the organism in Eukaryota, Metazoa, Chordata, Aves, Struthioniformes, Struthionidae.